GAUACAUGAACAUAUGUUCAUUUGAGUCGCCAAAUAUGAUUGUUAGCCGUUUUUCAGUCUCGUAACAGGAUAUCGGUUGUCAUGGAAUGGUUUCUUUUUCUAUUCAUAAACCUUUUACCAUGGAUAUUGUUUCUGCAAGCAGAUGCAAAUUUGUACCGGUCGACUGUGUCAAAGGCAGAAACAAAUUGGACACAAGCUGCAUACACAUGCGAUCUGGUUACACCCCCAAUACAGUUUUCACGGAAGGAAAAUACAGUAAACAUUCAUGGUAUUCCCGAGAUAGAAGUAUGGAAUAUUGUCUGGGUGGGAUACGUCAUGAAAUGGACAGCCUUUGACUAUAUUGGGUGUGUAGACAAAGCUGAUAUUUUCCGAAAUUCUAUACCCCAAUUUCUUGACACAAAAGAUGACCCAGGACAAUGUUACUCUGCAUGUGGAUAUAGCGAGUUCUUCGGUAUACUGUUUCAUGAGUGCUACUGCUUAACAAAAGAAGCGAUAUCUGCAGUUCAGAAUAAAAGGAAGUUCUGCAACCAGUGUCUGAACGGACACUCAGCUCCACAAGGGCCUGCAUGCGGAACCUAUAACAUCACAAGUAAUAUCGCUUUGUACAAAGUAAAUAAAGCAGUGGACGAGAAUUCUGAUAUACCAGUUAAUGAGCUAACUUCAGACCCAUAUAAGGUAUGCCUCGGUUAUAUGCCGAAGAAGGAUUCCUACAAGUGGGCUAGGUGUGCUGCUGAGAUGAGGACAGUGUGUAAAUAUGAUGAUGGAAAGGUUAGGCCAAUAGCUGAUUGGGCGCCAUGGAUUGGAUCAAUGAUAAGAUGCCAUAAAAACCAAAGUGACCCUGUAACAUUUUCCGACAUGAGAGUUAUAGGAAAAGAUUCAAGUGACUCUUUGAUGUGGACGGGAGUUGUACGGAGUCAGGUUAUCUACAGGUAUACAGACCAUCAAAACCCUGCAAGACAAGAUAUUACACGGUUUGGUUACGUGACGAAACAUCCAUUAGAUGGCUUUGUUCUUAAGUUCACGCCGGAUAAUAUCAAAUACUGGGCACUGUGUUUAAAUGGCAAAUCACCACUGAGUACAACAUAUGUUUCACCAACAGAAACAACAGGGACAUCAGCUUGGGUCACGGAUGGGACAUAUGGAACGGUAUCUUCGACACUUGAAACAACAGUUAUAAGAGAAACCAGGUCUGCAAGUCAGACAGGGACUAAUGUGCCUGUGUAUGUACUUGUACUUGUAAUAGUAGUGUUUACGUUGGUCAUAGUCGGACUUGUAGCUUUAUUGUUAUGGAAAACUCAAAAACACAAGAACCAGUAUACUGGGAACCAGACGGUUGCAAAUAACGUAGCAUAUUCGAACGUCUAUAGCAACAAAACAGAGUCGGAUGGUCCUGAUGACGUUUUCCGUACCACCGGAUCAACCGCCAGACCUUUAGACAAUUUACAACAAGGUGUUGCGGAUGAUCAUUAUGAAGAGCCGCUGUCUAUUCAAACAACAAAUAGCUUUCAUAGUUACGACACUCCUCCAUCCAAUCAGCCUUCGACUACCGACCAUUAUGACAAACCAAAACAAGGACAGGUGGCCGGAGCAUAUGAAUCACUUGGUCCUAAGGAUGCUAAUAAUUACGAUAAAGUCAAAAGUAGCUGUCCUAAAUACAAUACUCCUCCAUCCAAUCAGCCUUCGGCUACCGGCCAUUUUGACAAAACAAAAGAAGGACAAAUGGUCGGAGCAUAUGAAUCACUAGGUCCUAGGAAUGCUCAGACUUAUGACAGUGUCAUAAGUUAGUGAUUUACAAAUCUGAAUUCUAUUACCUUUUUCAGUCUCUGUUUUAUGCUGUUUGAAUCCGUUUUCAUUAGGAAACUCAUAAGAUGUGAUGCUACUCAGCUUAAACGUUUGAACAAAGUAAUCUAACGUUGUGGAUACGUUUGAAACAGUGCAACAAUUGUGUUUGAAAAGUUUAGUGAUAUGUGCAUGAAGUAUUACAACAUUAGCUGUGACACGUUUCAAAUCAGGCGUAUGUGAUUAGUGCAUUAUAUCUACAAUAUUGUGCAUUAUUUGCUGCCUGUUGUAUAUGAUAUUAUUAAAACUAUUUCUAUUGUUUUAACCAAA
Mercenaria mercenaria is the source of this 2109-nucleotide messenger RNA. RefSeq lists its product as uncharacterized. Lineage: Eukaryota; Metazoa; Mollusca; Bivalvia; Venerida; Veneridae. Bases 82 to 1785 code for a protein of 567 amino acids. The record is from RefSeq and is a predicted model, not a curated record. The transcript is spliced from 10 exons.